Molecule: messenger RNA, 1257 nt
Organism: Eruca vesicaria subsp. sativa (arugula)
Lineage: Eukaryota; Viridiplantae; Streptophyta; Magnoliopsida; Brassicales; Brassicaceae
Source: the annotation of a GenBank genome assembly
AUGAAUAGAGUUUCUUCAAGGCAACCUAAAGCUACCAAAGAAAUAAUCUCUAACACAAAACCUGGACAAGAGAAUGUGAGAGUCACGAGAUCACGUGCUAAGGCCAUAGGAGCGUUGAUAUCUCCAUCAAACCCCAUUUUUAAAGAUGAACCAAAGCUUAAAAAACGAAUGGCAUCAGAUGUUAUAAAAAUUUGUCAGAAUAAGAGACGUGUGGUGCUCAAGGAUGUGACUAACACUUUGGCCUGUUUGGAUGGGAACAAUGUUAAGAUUAGCAAGAGAGACCAAGAUGUGGAUGUCGAAAAAUCGAAACUAGCAGAAGAUUUGUCAAAGAUUAGGAUGGUUGAAUCUGCUACAAACUCCAAAGAUGGAGAUCAAAAAGAAGACGGUUAUGAUGUCAGAGGCUGUCUUAAGUUUAUAGAUAUUGAUUCUAGUGCUCAAGAUCCUCGGUUUUGUAGCUUAUAUGCUGCAAAUAUGUAUGACAGUUUUCAUGUUGCAGAGCUUGAUCAAAGACCUUCAACUAGCUAUAUGGUGCAAAUACAAAAAGAUAUCAGUCCAAGUAUGCGUGGGAUUCUUAUUGAUUGGCUUGUGGAGGUUUCUGAAGAGUAUAAGCUGGCUUCAGAUACACUUUACCUUACAGUGAAUCUAAUUGAUCGGUUCUUGUCCAACAAUUACAUUGAAAAACGGAGGCUCCAGCUUCUUGGUGUCACUUGCAUGUUAAUAGCCUCAAAGUAUGAAGAGAUAUGUGCACCAAGGUUAGAAGAGUUUUGCUUCAUUACUGACAAUACAUACACAAGACUUGAAGUAGUGGACAUGGAGACUCAAGUUUUAAACUUCCUUCACUUUCGGUUAUCAGUUCCAACCACCAAAACGUUUCUCAGGCGGUUUAUUCAAGCAGCUCAAGUUUCUGACAAGAUUCCACAAAUUGAGAUGGAGUCAUUAGCAAACUAUCUUGCAGAAUUGACUCUUGUUGAAUAUAGUUUUCUAAGGUUCUUGCCGUCUUUAAUUGCUGCCUCGGCUGUUUUUUUAGCAAGAUGGACACUAGACCAAUCUAAGCAUCCUUGGAACCCAACUCUACAGCACUAUACUAGAUAUGUAACGUCUGCUCUUAAGGACACAGUACUUGCAAUGGAGGAUUUGCAGCUCAACACUAGUGGAAGCACCCUUGUUGCUGUAAGGAACAAAUAUAACCAAGAAAAGUUUAAAAGAGUGGCGACACUAAUAUCUCCUGAACGUGUUACCAUACUAUUCUCAAGAUGA